AUGCCCGGUCUCAGGCGUGGGUCUGAUGCCCCUUCGACAGCAUUCAACUGUCGAGAACUGAAGUGUUCCGAAGUCAACAUUGGAACAACCCUCGUGACAUUGGUCUACAGACUGUUCUUUGCCGGGCCGGUGCAUUUUCACGAAAACUCGAAUGCGAGUCUCCUUAGGCCCAAGCCAACUUUGGGGGGGCAAAAGCCAGCGUGCAGCCAAUGCACUCGCUCCGGUCGCAAAUGCGACGGCUAUACCGACGCUUCUCAGACAGAGUUACGCAGUGAGAUCGACAGGGCCAUCCCGCGCCGCACUUGGAACAUCAACCCAGACCAGCGCAUCGUGCUCGUCCCGGGAACCCGUGAGGAGCGUCAAUAUGUGCAUUUCUUCUGCACGCAGGUCACCGAGGCCAUAUCGGGGGUUUUCCACUCGGACGUUUGGUCCCAGUUCCUCCCGCAGCUGAGCCACCAGAACUCCACCAUCCGGCAUGCGGUUGCAGCCGUGGGUGCGCUGUACGAGCGACGUGUGCUGGUGUUGUCGAAUGGAUCGAGCGAGCCGGAGCAUUUCGCCCUGCAGCAAUACAACAAAGCCAUUCGGGAUUUCCUGGGACAGCUGGGCAGCGCACAGGAGGUGGGCGUGGAAUUGAUGCUCAUCACAUGCCUGCUAUUCGUGUGUUUCGAGAUGCUCCAAUUAAACAACCAGCGAGCCCUAGACCACGUCCAGGGCGGCGUGCAGAUUCUCUCGGAGCGGCAGCGAAAUGGCCGGCCCAUCAUUCGCAACAACAUCGACCGAGAACUGUGCCAGUUGUUCUCGCGGCUCAACACCCAGGUCUCGCUGUUUGGUCGGCCCACCCUCGCCUUAGACAUUACCACAGAGAAGCCAUCAUCAUCAUCAAAUGCGAGUGUGACACUCGAAAAUAUCAGCCAGGCACGCGACUCUCUCUCCAAUUUAGUGAACCGUGCCGUAGCCUUUACGCGCGUGGUCGGGUUCAUGAGAGAGAGGACGCCAGAGCCCGAACACCAAAGACAACUACAGAUGCAGCGCGACCUAGCCGAAGACUUCAGCGAGUGGCACGCCGCCUUCGAAAUCCUUCGAGCCAAGCCAGCCAAGAGCGCAGGCAUCAGCGAUCCGCGCGCCCCGCUCGUACUCGUAACCGAGUACCAUAUCAUGCGGCUCUGGCUUCUCAACUGCGUCACGCGCGAAGAGUCCAGCUACGACAACCACUUCGCCGACUUCGACGUCGCCGUGUCGGCCUCCGAGCAGAUUGUCGCGCUCAGCGCCGCACCCAACUCCAAGCUCGCCGCCCACCAAUUCACCCUCGAUGCGGAUGUGGUUCCCGCGCUCUGGUGGGCUGCGCAUAAAUGUCGGCAUCCGCUCAUCCGUCGGAGGGCGAUGCGCGCGCUGGAUCGGUAUCCGACGCGCGAGGGCAUGUGGAAUAAGACGCGGUAUUUGCGCGCCGCCGAGUUGAUUGUGGGAUUGGAGGAGGCGCCUGUGGCGUCUCUUGCGGUCGAGGAGAGGACUGUCGCGGAGCGUCAUCGUAUCCAUAAUUCGCUGAUGUUUGAGGAAAAUGAGUUUGGGCCUGGCUCCUUGCCGAUCCUUUUGAUGACGAAGCCGCAUGGUCUGGAUGCGGAAUGGGUGAGUCGUUGGUAUAAGGUGUGA
Messenger RNA from Penicillium alfredii, 1647 nucleotides. RefSeq lists its product as uncharacterized. NCBI's taxonomy places the organism in Eukaryota, Fungi, Ascomycota, Eurotiomycetes, Eurotiales, Aspergillaceae. The coding region runs from base 1 to 1647 and encodes 548 amino acids. The transcript is spliced from 2 exons. The record is from RefSeq and is a predicted model, not a curated record.